UGCUGCUGUAGUACGCGUAGAGGUAUACCUAUUAUAAUAACGGUAUAGAUACAGAAUCGACUUGUCAAUUGACGGAGUAACAAGUGCGCUACCUCAGAUGAAGAUCAUCCGUCCACUGUUAUAAUUAUUCGUCGCCCAUGCAGCUCGAAGAUCGACGAAAGACUCAUCGCUGCGCAGAGUCCCACCGAAGAUUCGGAUCCAUACGUUUUAUUGAAAACGUGAUGGAUCUUGUUUUCAAUUUGGUGGAUCCCUGCUGCGGGCUUCGCGUCACGGAACCCUCACGGAAUAGCAAUGAGAACAGCGCUCGGUCAGCUAGCCGGUGGACUCCCAGCCCUGCACGUCCCUCAGCAGCUCCGAAAAACUAUAAGAUCCACCUCAUGUGUGUGCUAAAAAUCACAAACUCCUCCGAAAAAAAUACCGUCAUUGACGAAUGUAUAGAGAAUUAUCGAAAUAAAAUGGGAAAAACAUGUUUGUUCUAG
This is a messenger RNA of Athalia rosae (coleseed sawfly), 479 nucleotides long. RefSeq lists its product as uncharacterized. The record is from RefSeq and is a predicted model, not a curated record. Bases 138 to 479 code for a protein of 113 amino acids. The transcript has 3 exons. NCBI's taxonomy places the organism in Eukaryota, Metazoa, Arthropoda, Insecta, Hymenoptera, Athaliidae.